Molecule: messenger RNA, 725 nt
Organism: Acanthoscelides obtectus
Lineage: Eukaryota; Metazoa; Arthropoda; Insecta; Coleoptera; Chrysomelidae
Source: the annotation of a GenBank genome assembly
UCACAAUCUAUAGUAUCGCUAUAGUCAUGGUGAUUCCCGCUGAAAGUACGUCAACCGAAAAAGCUAAAAAACACGUGGGAAAUAAUCUUCAAAUCCACUUGAGCCACAACGACAAAUCGCUACAAGUGACUGGAAAUAACAGCAAAGUGAAAAUUGAAGAAAAUUCUGGUACUGUGAGAAUUAUUGGUGAUAAUUGUGAACUAACAGUGAUGCAAGGUAAAGGCAGAAUUCAGUACAUAGGAAAUUGUGGAAAGAUCUAUUUAGGAAGAAAUGGUUUGUUGAAAAAACUGAGUUAUAUUGGAAACAACGGGAAAAUCCUUAGAUUGGAGAAUGGAGAUGAGGAAAAAGGACCACCAGAGAGAGAUCAAAAACAACACAGUGAUGGAAGCGAAAGAGAAACACAGAAGAGUCAACAGAGGAAAAUUAAAGUUGGUAGAUACUAUACAAGAAUCUCAAGUCCCAGUAAAAGUGAGUGUAAAAAGUCACCUUCACCAAAGGAAGUGACGAGUUUGAGUGAUAGUGAAUGCGAAAAGAUAUCUUCAAUGAAAAAAGUUACGACUUCGAGUGAUAGUGGGAGAAAGAAGCUAGAAGCUGCAUCUACAAAGCAUUCUGGUAGAAGAAGAAUGAACUUUUCUGUUGGAUGUCAUGACAACUUUAUCAGUUUAUGUGGAAGAAAUGUUGAAAUUUCUGGAAUGAAAAUUGUUAGUAGGAGUAUGAGCGGUUAG